Messenger RNA from Durusdinium trenchii, 1070 nucleotides. Lineage: Eukaryota; Dinophyceae; Suessiales; Symbiodiniaceae. The record is from the annotation of a GenBank genome assembly.
AGGUCAUGCCGUGCUGUAGAGGGUGCUGUGGAAAGUAUGACCCGGAUGCUCCACUCGUGGAGGUGAAUCUCUUAGAGGCCGGCGAGUACAGCUUGAAGAUUGGAGUUCGUCUGCCGAGGAGCUUCCUCCGGCGGAGAGCCGUACAGCUUUUGGUGGCGACCUUGGGAGGUCCUGAGCUUGACAUCCUAGGCCCCAAGAAGGAGUAUGUCUCCUACAAUGGCGGCCGUUUGGUACAUCAGGUCAAAGAGCUUUUGCCAGACACCAGGUACACUGUGGAAGUGUCACUGGCCGAUGGACUUCUGGAGCCCGCCAAGCUGGAGGCGCGCACAGCGCCAGCAACGACCUGCCAGUUUGCAGAAGAGGACUGGGGACGAAGCUUCUUCAAACUUGGAGCGGAGGGAAAGGAUGCGAAGAAGGAUCGUGCGCUUGAUCGUGCCUCCAGGACGACCAUGUCAACAGCGCUCACAGGUCGAUCGGACUUGGAGUCACCGAUGACGGUGCAAUCCGUUUCAGGCGACCGGGAUGACUCCACCGUGUGUCCCAGCGAGACCGAUGGCGUCGAAGUGGAGCGCACUGAAUGGGACUUCUCUCCUGAGGAGGUGUGCCGUCAGCGGGUGGUGGAGGAUGAUGUGCUCGUGGAAGAGUUCAUUCCUCCGUCCAACUCGAUCCAAUGCAACCUAUGCAGCUUGAUCGACUGCUUCCGGCUGAGGCCCAGCACUUCGUCCGUUCCCUCCAGUGCUGCCGCUGUUAACAGCGCCGACGACAACGAAAUGCUGUUCAGCAACGGCCGCGCAGAGGAGGUGCUCCCGGUGAGCACGUCUCCCAGGCGCAGGCCUCGGCCUCCCUUCCCGGGCGUGGCCGUGGACCCGGCCUCGGUCGGCUUGGAGCUCUUGCCUAUCCUGAAUGAGAGCCAGCUUCAGCAUGUGGUUGAGGCGCGUGCGGCGCGCGCACGGAGUGAGAUGGCCUUGGAGGUGGAGAGAGUCGCCUGAAAAGCAAGCAGUGCCUGGCAGUGCCCAUGAAAAGGAAACUUAGAGGAGCAAGGACGCUACUAGGGGCUCCUGGCCUUACUA